AUGUACGAAGAUCAAGAGGAUAACGAUAGUCCAAGUUGGUUGGAUGCUCUUCCCUUCCAUCCUAUUUUUCACACUGAGACGUGCGCGCAGCUAAACGAGAAAUUUCAAGCGUUGAAGCUAUACGGAAAUCCACAAGGAAAACGAUCAAAAAUUACAACUUCAAUUAACGAAAACCUCAUUGUGGCGGUUGAUUCGGAAUUACGGAUUCUAAAUCUAAUGGAAUUUAAAUUUGCGUGGCGUCAAGCAUAUGAUCGCGGUGAAUUAACCUUAAAUGGCGUCGGCGAAGGUGAGACCAUACCAGAAUGGAUGGAGGAGGUGAAAUAUAUUACGCUCGAUACGCCAUCCAUAAAGUUUCAGAUUCAGUCAGUUGUCGUAAAUUUCAAGGAGAGAGGCUCGUUAAUCGCCGUAAUUGGUGAUUACGAGUUGGCUGUGAUUGUUCUACCGAAAUCCAUUUACCCUACUCCGACAACUAAUUCGUCCUUACCUCAUUUACAGAGCUUACAGUGUUGGCCAAUUUUAUCACGUUAUUGGUGCAAGUCCAAUAGCCAAAGUGUUAUGGCACCCUAUGAGCGAGACCGGAUCUCAUCUGAUGGUCUUGACCGAAGACAUGAUACUCAGGCUUUCGAUUUAUCUUUCAGAAUGUACAAUGUUCUUGAUAGCGUGAGUGAGCCCGAACAACGAUAUUCGUUCUCUCCAAAUCCAACGAAAAAUCACAAUGUCUCAUUUAGCGUCGAGGACACCAGAGCAGUGUCAUUCUGCUUCGGCCAGGGUUACGAAGGUUGGGGCGGAUUCGUCGUCUAUGUGUUGACAGAUGGUGGCGAUGUUUAUUCCAUGUGUCCUAUCGUGCCUAAAAAAUGCUUUUGUCAUAAAUUUUUUUUGGAUCAACUGGCGUGUCUCGUAACAAAAAAAUAUUCUGAAACUGAAAUAUUGGUGAAUCGGCAAGGCUAUGAAAACUGCGAAAUUUUACUGGAGCAAUAUCGACAGCAAGUCAAUUGGGUGUCAGCUGUUUAUAAACAGAUCAAUGGUAUAAAUUCGGACAGGGUUAUCUUCAAUCCACCUUCUAUCGGACGAAGAUAUCCAAAGUUACAGGGACCUUAUUUAAUACAACCUCAACCGGUGGAAUUGUCAUCGCACGCGACUGACGCUAGUGAUAUCAUCUUUUUGCCGACCGAGCCAGUUAGCGUAAUCGCGAUAGCGUACAAUAAUGGACGCAUCGAUGUUUGUCUUGAGGUUGAUAAAGUGGAAGCAUUGUGGGAGGAUUCCAUAGAAGUCGAUCACCCGACUUUGAUACUCUACGAAUGUAUCGAUCUCGGAUUCGUAAAGGAUUUCGUUGCCCCGACGUCGUGGCGCGGUCAGAAAAUAACAAAUUCCAUCAACCAUCCGACCCUGGUGUCUGAUCCUUUUUAUCCCGACGUCUUUUACGUAUAUCACUUUGCGGGCGCACAUGGUAUCGUACUCAAAGGUUGGCUAGAUGAACUGGGCGAGGCGAUUAGCGAAGACUCUGAAAAAACGACGAUAGAAGAAUUUUUGGGAAAGAACCGGAAGUCAGAUGUUAAUUGGAUAGCCGGUACAUUUCCAAGUGAUCCCGAUCCUCUUGUCGGCAUAUCGAUAAUAAAUGACGUUCAACUGUCAUAUGCAAUUCUGAUGAUUUCUUCAACACUCCAGCUGAUUCACCACGAAUUAACAAUCAGGAAACCGUUGAUGUCAGUCGACAGGGUCAGGUUAAAUGAAGAUUAUUACAACGAAGGCUCGAGGCCCAAUCUUCUGUCGAUAAUUAAAUUUCCGGAUGUCUUGGAGAGGUAUCGAAAUUACCAAGGCCUUACACACCAACCAAAGCUUUUGUCAUCACGGAAUAAAACAAGAUCAACAACAAUGGGCGAUGAGAUUGAUUAUGAAUUCAUCUUUUCGUUGAUGGGGGCAAUACAGCAGGAGGUACACGACAUCAAGGAAGCCGAAAACGCCCUAUCUAAGAGGUUUGAAAUUCAGUCGACGGAAUUCCGGCGUCAGGUCAAAGAAGUUAGCGACGCACGAAAAUAUAUGGACGAACACCUGAAUAAUAAGCAUCCGGAAAUUUCCGACCGUCUGCAAAGACUGAGAGACACUCAAAUUGCCCUCGAAAGCAAAGCUAACACCAUCAUUCAGAGAUUGAUGUAUCAGGAUGAUCCCAUACUUGGAGAGUUCGAGACUUCUUAUUAUCAAUCCCUGGAGAACAUCAAUCAAGCCAUCAAGGGCGAAAAUGGGUUGAGGGUCAAAAUAAAGCAGUUGCAAACGCGCCACCUGACCCUCAAGCAAGACUACAGACUUGUCUCUCCUCAACGUUCUUUAAAUAAAUCGAAGCAAUUUGUCGUCCUUAGCGGAAGUCAAUUGAGCAAAGUGGAAGAUGCUCUGAGCAAAGAAAUGGAAUUGAUCGAUGAUACGACGCGUAAAAUCGAAAAGGCACAAGAGAAACUGAAAAAACUCCAAUUGAAAAAUUCCAAGAAGGCAGCCUUAGACUUAAAAGUUAAUCGACGACCCCCUGAUGGAGACCCUAAAAAGAGAUAUAUUUCGACUGAUUUGCGUACCGCAAAACCAGCGUAUUCGCCGUUAUUAGAGGCCAAAGUAGUAAUUUUAGGAAGUCAAGGUGUCGGUAAGACUUCUCUGGCGGUGCGCUAUGUUCAAAAGACAUUCUCGCCUAACUGCUCAUCAACGAUUGGUGCUUCUUUCAUGACAAAAAAGCUUGUUGUGGACAACUGUAAAGUAAGACUUCAGAUAUGGGAUACGGCAGGUCAAGAACGAUUUCGAACGAUGGCACCCAUGUACUACAGAGGGGCCAAUGCUGCGAUUUUGGUAUAUGACAUCACGUCCGACGAAAGUUUCCGGGAUAUGAAUUCCUGGGUCGAAGAAUUACGCAAAAACAUGACGGAGGAUCUGAUAAUACAUGUGGUGGGAAAUAAACUUGAUCUGGCGCCCAGCCAUCGAGUUGUACCAUUCACAAGGACGCAAGAAUAUGUUUCGCGGAUUUUGGGAACUGAUUGUGCGGUACACGAAGUCUCAGCCAAAGAUGAUAACGGUGUCGAGGAGCUGUUUCUUCAGAUCACGCGUAGCCUUGUUGAGCGCAAAAAUAUGUAUGAAAUGCAAAGUCGACAGAUCUCUAAUAACCGAAAAUACAUUGAGAACGAAGCAGCACCCAGUUCAGGAUGUUGCACUUCGUGA
This is a messenger RNA of Acaulospora morrowiae, 3192 nucleotides long. NCBI's taxonomy places the organism in Eukaryota, Fungi, Glomeromycota, Glomeromycetes, Diversisporales, Acaulosporaceae. The record is from the annotation of a GenBank genome assembly.